AUGGUAGACCGUCUGCUGGAUGGUCUCCAGGACUAUGCCUGUGCCUACUUAGACGAUAUUGCCAUCUACAGUGACACCUGGGAGGACCACUUGGUCCACCUAGGCAUCGUCUUAGAUCACCUUAGAGUCGUCGGAUUAACCCUGAAGCCGGAUAAGUGCAACAUAGGACGCUUGGAGGUCCAGUACCUGGGCUACCGGGUGGUCUGUGGGAAACAACGGCUGGAGCCAGCCAAAGUUGAGGCAACAGCGAACUGGCCCAACCCCAGAACCAAAACCCAAGUGCUAGCGUUCCUAGGGACAGCAGGGUACUACCGGCAGUUUGUUCCUAAUUACAGUACCCUGGCCAAACCCCUGACUGACCUAACCCGUAAAAACCUAUCCCGACAAGUCCUGUGGUCCUCCGAAUGCGAGAAAGCCUUCCAGAGUCUCAAGGCAGCCUUGGUCUCUGCACCGGUGCUAACUCCUCCUAACCCAGCUUAA
Messenger RNA from Bombina bombina (fire-bellied toad), 480 nucleotides. RefSeq lists its product as uncharacterized. Lineage: Eukaryota; Metazoa; Chordata; Amphibia; Anura; Bombinatoridae. The record is from RefSeq and is a predicted model, not a curated record. Bases 1 to 480 code for a protein of 159 amino acids. The transcript has a single exon.